AUGGCACAACUUUCUAGCGAUGGGGUACUUUUACCGCAUCCCCAGAUUUUAAAGCAGCUACCGCCCGAACUGGUAGAAAUUCUGCGCACAGGAAGUUCAAUUCCAGAAACAUUUCUUGAUACCCUGUCAAUUGCAGCAUUACAGCCAAAUUAUACCAACAAACUAUUCACAUUAUAUGAGCCAAUAUUUGUGGAUUUAGCUGCCAGGUGGAUUUGCUUGGACUCCCAUGAAUACUAUGUUCAAGUUACCACUGCAUUUGCACGCAUUUUACCCUUUGCGCCAUAUCUUCGACCAUUUGUCAAUGCCGUCUUCCAACGCCUUAAGAGCAGUGCCCUACCAUCCUUGUCAGAGUCAAACCAGUUUGAACUGUUACAAAUGGAAGGUCGAACUCUGCAUGCGUUUCUCGUUGCUCUGUUUCGUCUUCUUAGUUUCGACUUGGACACCUUCUCACCUAUGACGCCCGUGUCCCAACUGCAGUCACUGCUCAGUCAUCACAACCCUGUCAUUAGAUACCUUGCAAUCCGAUGUUUUUGCUUGUAUAUGCGUGCGGCAGAUGCUUCCUUGGAACAAAUGAUAAGCAAGUAUCAUGAUGGGACAGCGAUCAAUGGCUCAUGGGAAGACCGAACCAUCGAUUACCGCCUCCUUAGUAUUUGGGAAGAGAAGCGAUGGGCUGGAUUAAAGGAAGAACUAGAAAAUGCGCGAAUAUCUCGCGAUGAUUCUGUUACGGAGACUUGGACCAAAGAAUUUCGAAAUUCUUUCACGAGUCACACUGCAGAAAUCGGCGGGGUUCUUCUUCCCACCAUCCAUCCGAAAAACAAUAUGGGAGCAUCCUGCCUGGUGGAAACACCAACGGUUCGACGCAACCUUCGCAGUUUCGGUAAUUCGCUUCUCUCGAUGGAUCCGUUGCUGCUCGUCGGCCUGGCCGGUUCUGGGAAAACGUCACUCGUACACGCGGCAGCCAACCGAAUGGGCCAUUCUUCUUCCAUGAUUACACUUCACCUAAAUGAGCAAACUGAUUCUAAAAGUCUAUUGGGGUUGUACUCGACAUCACCUCAAGCUGGCUCAUUUUCUUGGCAGCCUGGCGUUUUAACCAAAGCAGCCAGGGAGGGUAGGUGGGUUUUGAUUGAAGAUCUGGAUCGUGCGCCCUCUGAAGUUAUUGGCCUUAUCCUCCCGCUUAUUGAGAAAAGGGAACUUAUAAUACCAAGCAGAAAAGAACGCAUCCGUUGCGCUGACAACUUCAGGGUUAUUGCCACCAUGCGGUCUACUAUCAAUGCGGCCGGGAAAGAAAUAACCCCAGGAACUAAUAUGUUGGGAAGUAGACUCUGGAAUCACAUUCAGGUGGCAUCAAUGCCCUUGUCAGAAGUCAAAGAGGUUAUUAUUCAGAGGUUUCCGCUACUUUCCCCUCGAGUAGAUAUAAUCAUGACUACGUUCGAUCGCAUCACAUCGCUAUUUAACGGCACACUGUCUCGCAAGUUCAUGACAGGCAGAUUACCGAACCUCCGUGACUUGGUGAAGUUAUGUUAUAGAAUAGAACGGCGGUUGCGGAAUCUUGGAUGUGAAACUGGCUAUGAGGCAGUACCAGAGGGUACUCAUGACGAACUUUUUAUGGAUACUGUUGACAUUUUCGCAGCCUGUUUCCCCAAAGGAUUACUCCAGUCAACCGUGGCGGGAGUUAUUGCGGAAGGGAUGCAGAUAUCUCCCCAGCGUAUGAACUUUUGCCUGUCCGAACAGACUCCUAAGUAUUUGGAUUCUCCCCACUCAGUCACGAUUGGCAGAGAAUGCUGCCAGAAAAGAAAACCUCUUGGCCUGCGCAAGUCGUCCUCUUCAACAGCAGCUCAUAGUACUUUUGCACCAACAAGAGCUUCGUUGAGGAUAAUGGAGCAAAUUGCGUCAGCGUUGCAGCUCUCCGAGCCCGUUUUACUGGUUGGAGAAACUGGAAUUGGCAAAACAGCAGUGAUCCAACAGCUUGCAUCUCUCUUGCACCAGCGUUUGACGGUGGUAAAUUUGUCGCAACAGAGUGAAAGCACUGACUUGCUAGGUGGUUUCAAGCCGGUCAAUGUUCGAUCGAUUGCUGUUCCCUUAGUUGACGAGUUUAAUUCAUUGUUCGAAUCAACCUUCUCUGCUAAAAAGAACCUGAAAUUUCUAGCCUCGGUUGCAAAGUGCGUCACAACUGGCAAUUGGCGACGUCUAGUUAAUAUCCUUAAGGAGGCCAUCAAGAUGGCAUCAGGUAUCUUUGAAUCCUUGAACAAAAGUAAAAGUGAACUGACGGACGUGGUCUCGGAACAACCGUCGAAGAAAAGAAAGCUUGACGACACAAAAUAUACCAUCCUCCGUGGAAAAUGGGCCACUUUUUCGAGAGAAUUAAAGGAAUUCGAGGUCCGGGUUUCUGAAGGCGACAGCAAGUUUGCAUUCGCAUUCGUCCAAGGCAAGAUAGUCAAAGCGCUGAGGAAUGGUGAAUGGGUUUUACUCGACGAGAUAAAUUUAGCUUCUCCUGACACCUUAGAGAGCAUUGCUAGCCUCCUUCACUAUGGAGGCGAUGGCACUCCAUCUGUCCUGCUUUCUGAAGCUGGGGAAGUUGAACGCAUUUAUGGCGACUCAAAUUUCCGAAUUUUUGGGGCAAUGAACCCUGCAACUGAUGCUGGGAAACGAGAUUUGGUUCCUGGUUUACGAUCAAGAUUUACGGAGAUAUAUGUCAAUUCACCAGAUACCGAAAUUGAUGACCUUAUAACAUUGAUAGGUGCCUACCUAGGGUCGUUGGCUAUUGCGGACGAGAAAGCUACUAUCUCCCUUGCUCGCCUUUACCUUGACACGAAGAAGCUCAAUGUAGACAACAAGUUGACAGAUGGAGCAGGUCAGAAACCACAUUUUACCAUCAGGACUCUUGUUCGUUGCUUGAUAUACGUGAGAAAUCAAGCGCAUAUCUACGGGCUUCGACGAGCGAUGUACGAAGGGUUUUCUAUGAGUUUUUUGACGCUGCUCAGCAAGGCAUCCAAGCUCCAAAUUAUCCCCCUUUUGGAUCAACAUAUAUUUGGGAGCCUUAAAAAUUCCCGAUCUAUACUAUCGCAGACUCCCAAACCACCGAAUGACGGUGCAACCUAUGUUCAAUUCAAACAUUACUGGAUGAGACAGGGAGAAUUUCCGCUAGAAUCCCAACCACACUACAUUAUCACUCCUUUCAUUGAAAGGAAUUUAAUGAAUUUAGUGAGAGCGAGCUCUACGAGACUGUUUCCGAUUUUAUUACAAGGCCCAACCUCCUCUGGGAAAACCAGCAUGGUGGAAUACCUUGCCAAAAUUUCUGGCAACAGAUUUGUCCGAAUCAACAACCAUGAACAUACUGACCUCCAGGAAUAUUUGGGUUCAUACGUAUCCGGUGAAGAUGGCAGCUUGAAGUAUCAAGAAGGAAUACUGGUUGAGGCCCUAAGGAACGGCUACUGGAUUGUGUUAGAUGAACUUAACCUAGCGCCCACUGAUGUCCUGGAAGCUCUCAACCGCCUUCUUGAUGACAAUAGAGAAUUAUUUUUACCUGAAUCCCAAGAAGUCAUCCGCCCAAACCCGAACUUUAUGCUGUUUGCUACUCAAAAUCCUGCUGGUCUCUAUGGCGGCCGAAAGGUCCUUUCACGUGCUUUUCGAAAUCGAUUCCUUGAACUCCAUUUCGAUGAUAUUCCUGAGGACGAACUGGAAUAUAUUCUCAAGGAACGAUCUCAAAUUCCUCCAUCAUUCUGUGCUAGAAUAGUGUCUGUUUACCGAAAGCUUUCACUGCUACGACAAUCCAGCCGCUUAUUCGAGCAACGAAACAGCUUUGCUACCCUCCGUGAUCUUUUUCGAUGGGCCCAACGGCGCGCUGAUGAUCGCGAACAAUUGGCUGUGAAUGGUUUUAUGCUAUUGGCAGAGAGGGUAAGAAAUCCUCAAGAGAGGGCAGCUGUAAAGGAGGUAAUAGAGGAAGUUAUGCGAGUAAAACUCGAUCAGACCGCCAUUUAUAGUUCCCGGUGCUUGGAUGCGCGUCUUCAACAGCUUUCAGCAACUGCCCCAACAAGUAUAAUAUGGACUCAAGCGAUGAGACGGGUAUUUAUUCUUGUUUCGCAGGCAAUUGAACACAACGAACCUGUGCUGCUCGUUGGGGAAACUGGAUGUGGCAAAACGCAAAUUUGUCAAGCUAUUGCAGAAAUAUAUGGAAAGCAGCUUUUUACCAUUAACGCUCAUGUUAACCUCGAGACAGGAGACAUCGUUGGUGCACAGAGGCCGUUGAGAAAUAGAUCCACAAUCGAAGCACAGCUUUUAGCAGACCUGUCCGCAGUCUUGAAAUCCAUCGAUGCAUAUGAUGAAAGCAGCGAUAACUCGAUUGACAAGCUAACAACAGUAUUUUCUGAGCUAAAUUCCCAGGCACUAGAUAUGUGUGAACCAAAUUUGAUCAAUCGUAUACGAGAAAAUAUGACAAGAGCGAAAGCGUUAUUCGAGUGGUCUAAUGGUAGUCUUAUAACGGCAAUGGAAUGCGGUCAGCAUUUCCUCCUUGACGAAAUUUCACUCGCAGACGACUCCGUUUUAGAGCGUCUAAAUAGUGUUCUCGAGCCUCACCGGUCUUUGCUCCUUGCAGAAAAGGGGCCUAUAAAUUUGGUAGUUGCGAAGGAUGGUUUCCAGUUUUUAGCAACAAUGAACCCAGGAGGCGACUACGGAAAAAGGGAACUGUCUGCAGCGCUCAGGAACCGUCUUACCGAAAUUUGGGUGCCUCAGCUCUCAGAAGCUGAAGAUAUCCUUCCCAUCUUGUCUUCAAAACUCGUAUCACCAAUCUCAAAUGCCCCAAGCGCAAUGUUAGCGUUUGCAAGAUGGUUCAAAGAAACUUCCCAGAGCACUUCAUCAACAUCAAUAUCCAUUCGUGAUUUGUUAGCAUGGGUUGGUUUUGUAAACCAAUGCAAAGAUCUCGAUCAAGCUGCUGCGGUGGUCCAUGGGGCGGCUCUGGUGUAUAUAGAUACACUGGGUGCCAACCCUUCUGCCAUGUUUGUUUCAGGCCCGGCAAAUCUCAAACACGAUCGACUUAAAUGUCUUGAGAGAUUGGGUGAAAUUUUUGGUUUUGACGCUGUCUCUAUCUAUUACCAAGCAACUACUAUAUCUAUGGAAGACAACAAUAUGAGAAUUGGCCCAUUCGUUCUGGAGAUGAGCACUCAUUCCGAGCAUGAUCCCACAUUUUCCUUAGAAGCACCGACUACAGUUGCCAACUCGCUGAGGAUUGCCCGAGGUCUUCAGUUAACAAAGCCUAUUCUGCUUGAGGGUAGUCCUGGCGUUGGAAAAACCACCCUUGUUGCUGCUUUGGCACAAUGUCUUGGGAAACCGCUUACUCGAAUCAAUCUUUCUGACCAGACUGAUCUAACGGAUUUAUUUGGAUCAGAUGUGCCUGUUGAAGGUGGCGACAUGGGAAAUUUCGCUUGGAGUGAUGCUCCGUUUCUACGAGCUAUGCAGACUGGUGGUUGGGUUCUCCUGGACGAGAUGAACCUUGCAUCACAGUCUGUUCUGGAAGGUUUGAAUUCCUGUUUAGACCACCGUCAACAAGUUUACGUGGCGGAGUUGGACCAAACGUUUAAACGGCACCCCGACUUUGUUUUAUUUGCAGCGCAAAACCCUCACCACCAAGGAGGUGGGAGAAAAGGUCUUCCUGCAUCGUUCGUGAAUCGAUUUACAGUUGUAUAUGCAGACUCGUUUAGUGAUGACGACUUAAAGAUGAUCUGUAAACGGUUGUCUCCUCUUGCUCCUGAAAGGGAGAUACAACAGCUAGUUGAAUUUGUCUCUUCGUUAAAUAUUAAAAUAACGAACGAACGACUCCUGGGAACUACUGGAGGACCUUGGGAAAUAAAUUUGCGAGAUAUUUCAAGAUGGCUCAGACUUCUUGAAUCCACUCCAAUCCGAGUUUCUCCUUCUCAGUUCCUCGAUGUUGUGAUUAGCCAGAGAUUUCGCACACAUGGUGACAGAUCCCUCGUUUUGUCAUUGUACGAGGAUGUCUUCCGAUCGACACCUGUUGUUAAAAGCUAUUUCCAUAACCUGAGCGUGUCGCAAUACCAAGUUGGCCUUAGUGUACUUCAACGCGACCCGCUGGUGCAAAAUUUCAAUGAUCCUCAGAUGAAGAUACUCACCGGCGAUCUAGCAAUUAUGGAAUCAUUGGCAUUGUGCAUAGAGCAAGGAUGGCCCAGUAUUCUCGUGGGCACAUCAGGAUGUGGGAAGACGACCAUUUUGCGGAAGCUUGCCACUUUGAGUGGCUGCAAGCUUGUGGAAUUGUCCCUAAACGCGGACACUGAUACUAUGGAUCUUGUCGGGGGCUUUGAGCAGGUAGACAAUGACCGCCAUCUGCUAAGUUUCAUGGAUGAAUUGAACCAGCUUUUGCAAAAUCAAGUUGUUUCUACAUACACCGCAACCGAACAGACCGGUAUGGAAAGUGAGCUUGUGCAACUUUACCAAGACGUCAAGAGCGGGUCAUCUAAUCUUGAAACCAUUUCGGAGGCACUUCAUAGAAUUUCACUCAAGGGAUUACAUCCGAGCUUCACAGAGUUUUACAAUCGUUCUAAAACACUGCUAAAAUCAUCCUUUGUUAACCAGACGAUCGGCUUCGAAUGGACGGAAGGCAUAUUUGUCCAAUCAGUCCAGAAAGGUGAUUGGGUGGUCCUUGACAAUGCCAACCUCUGUAAUCCCUCCGUUUUAGAUCGACUAAAUUCACUCAUGGAACCGAACGGGUAUUUAGUUAUCAAUGAGCAAAGGACUGGAGAUGGCACUGCAAAAGUGGUGAAGCCACACCCAAAUUUUCGACUGUUUCUCACUAUGGAUCCUCGUCAUGGAGAGUUGUCAAGAGCAAUGAGGAAUCGGGCUAUCGAAAUAUGUCUGCAGCCCGGAGUCACCGGCGUUAUGUACCAGACGUUUGAUCGCUACAGUACUUUUUUAAGUCGUGAUACCCUUUCUUCUUUGAAGGAUUUUCUAUGCGAUGGAAGUUGGAAUGAACAUAAAUUUUCAAGCUUUCGCUAUGGGAUUGAGCCGCUGCAUCCAUUGAUCAACGAGCCCCGAGCUGUGGCUUGUAUUAUUCCAGAAUCGCAAGUUCUCUUAGCAAAACUAGCCAAACUCCAAGAGAUUCAAUUUGACGUUUGGCAUUUCCACCAAGUCUUCUGUCAAGUUCGUGACUCCCUUUCCAACAAAAACCCUUCGGAAAUGAGCAGACUAGAAAGAUCAGUUGCUUCAAAUAGGAUCCCCACCCUAAUGAAGGAAUCUACCCAACCGGUGGCUUUUUAUCUUUCUAGCUGUAUCCAGGCUUUGAGUGAGACCAUUCAGAAGGUCAAUUAUGAGGUUUUGCGUUCCGUUGAUGUGUGUGCUAUGGCCAGUUCUAUAUUGGAGUUGUGCUGGGAUAUUUUUGGUGUCGUGCAAACCAAUAAUUUUGAUGAAGGAUUAUUUCAAACGUAUUUGCAAAUUGGACAAUCUCUCUGUUCUCGCUUUAGGGAUAUUAAGCUUGAUCUUGUCAGGGUCCUGUCUGAAUCACUUGAUAUGUUUCGUAUCAACUGGGGCUUGACAACAGGGCAAAGCAUGCAAAGGAUAUGGGAUCAGUGGAGGCCAGCGACACCAACCGACCCUGCUCAUUUGAAGUCAAUGGUGGAUUUGCAACACAUUGCUGCCAGAUUUGAUCUUAUUACUUUGAAAACGAAUUUGCCCUUUUCGCAACUUGGCGAGAUGCGUCACUCACUAGUCCAAGCACAGAUUUCAAUGCUACAAGGCGCGGACGGAGUUGGUCUGAUCCAUGAUCUUCAGCAUGUAAUCGAUGACCUUGAAGCUCGAGUGCUGGAUUCCGGCCCAGUAUCACCCCCCUAUUUUUCCUUAGAGUUUGAAGCACUUUCACAGUAUCGUGAUUUCAUUGACAUCAGCAAGUCAGCUACGGAGACCAUAAAUUAUGGCCUCUCGGAUGUAUUGCAGCUACUCGCGGGACGUCCGUCUUACCCUCAUGAUAUGUCAACUCUAGGAAAUCCUGUCCCAGAUCUCCUCUCAAGAGUAUCGCGUUUUUCAGGCUUCCAAAACGACUCAAGCAAACCGCUGGCACUUCGUGGAAUUUUCUCGCUAUCAUUAAUCGCGAAACUAGCCUCUCUUGGAAUUGUGCCGGUGAAAGGAAUGAACAUACUGAAUUCUGAACUUGACUUCAUCGCGAACGGCUUAUGUUCAAGCACUGACCAAAUCGCGCGCGAUCAACUUGAUAUCCUCCAGAAGCAAUUAGCUAGGCUCCUUCAAGAGCUUUUGCGUUGUCAUGGGGAUUUGAUCGACCCCGUGUCACUCGGAAGCGCUGCAUCAUACCUAGACACGCUUGUUCGUGAUUCAGACCUCAGCGGUCUUGUCAAUACCCAAAUACCACCACUUAAAUUGCGAGAUAAUUCUGACAAACUUCACUAUUUCAAUGAAUUUGCGUCGAGAUCAUUCAAUAAAAUUGUAUCUUCUUUAGUUGGCAUAUGUGGUAAAACGGGCACUACUAAUCACCUUCAACUGGGAGCCGCCUGUAUCCACCUUGCUAUGGCAUGCCUUCGGUUCUUUGUCCCAAACAGACCUUUCGACCCGUCCCUUGGCUUGGCUGUUCAGAGACACCGAUACACACAACGCGUCCAGGAGAAGAAUAAGAAGCUUAAUGCAUUGAAAGCAUAUGAGUUAUCAUUUUCUGGGCAAGAGUCGAGCAUACGUAUUCGGAUCGCCCAAGAGGAGCUCCGGUUGUUGGGUGACAUACCACCUUCGCCCCCAGUUAUUCGACCACAGCCUUCCCAGAUUGGUGAAUUACAGGGAGAAUUUUCCAACCUUCUAAAUUCAGUUGUGAACUUGAAUCCAGAUGGUAUACUUCGUUCCCUUCAGGAUUCAGCCAACCCAGACCUUGCCAAUACAACCAAGCAACAAGGCGAACUUCUCCAGAAAAAUAUCCAGCAAAUAUGUCUUCGCCUCACCACAAAUUAUAAAGCGUACGAAGAUGUUGUCAUUCCUGUCAUCCGAUUCCUGGAGAUCCUGCAUCUCGGAGUGGACUUGGUUCAGUGUUCUGACCUUCAUUCCCAUUUGGAGCAAGGUUUCAUACAUGCUAUGAGCCAGAUUACACCCUUAAUGAGCUGCAGAAGAGUAUCACUCCCCGAUCUGCAACAUCGCCCCUCUCGACUGUCUAACUCGGAGAAGGUCGACAUCGGACUACAACGACUUUCUAUUCUAUGGGUCUUUCAAAAUACGGACCCUGAAACUCUUUCAACUGCUGCAAAUCGCCAACUUCUCCGCGACACUUUUGAGGACUUUUCCAGUAUCUGGAAACAGCAGCUAGAAGAUGACCAAAAUAAACACUAUGAAAUGUCGAACUUAUACCGUUAUCGAGGAUCGUUUGAGGAUGAUCAGGAAAUAGAAGCUGCCGAGGUUUCUCAACUUUUCCCAAAGUUCGACGGCACGAUUGAGGAUGACCUUGAAAUUGGAACACUGGCACAAUUCGAUGUCAAAACUAUUUCCCUAAGGCUUUCUCAUAUACUCAACAAUUUAUUCUCAGACCUCGACAAAGAGUCCACAGUAAAGCGAUUGUUGUUAGACUCCACGAAACUACUUGGUAUUAACAUGGCGAAAAGCUCAACAGAUAUCCCAAUCAUGGACCCCAAAUCACAUCUGCUAGGGGCGAUUUUAUUCCUAGACGAUGUAAAGUCUAUUAAACAACCAACAUCUUACAACUUUUAUUCAAGCCCGAACUUGGUAGAGGUCAAGAAGCUCGCCGAUCUAGUUGAAACUAUUAGCGUGCGUUUUAAAGAACUCCAAAAUUCGUGGCCUGAACACGCUACAAUUGCGGAUGUUAUUCGCUGUUGCUCCGAGAUUUUCCAAUUCAACCACCGAGAGCCUCUAGCCAAAUUUAUCACUAAAGCAGAGAAACUUCAUUCAUUCAUUUAUGAGUGGCAGGCUGUCGCGAGUAAAAAUUUCUCUGUCACUCAAUGCUAUGAUAAUAUAACGGCUCUACUCAUAAGUUGGCGGCGCAUUGAAUUAUCCACCUGGUCUCGGCUUUUGGACAUCGAAGAUGAAAAGUGCAGCGAAGAUGCGAGUGCUUGGUGGUUUGUUGCGUAUGAUGUGAUAAUUGCGGCCCCGUUACAGCUAGUUCAAGACGGACAGCCUUUGAUCGAACACUCCGUCGAACUCAUCACUACCCUCGAGAAAUUUAUUUGCUCCACUCCAAUGGGCCAAUACAAGUCUAGGCUGCAACUCAUUGAAAAGUUCAAAAUGCUUCUGACACUCUAUGCUUUGGACUUCCCGGCUCUGGACCAAUUGAGCGCUGCUAUUGACAACCUCCUUCAUCACUACUUCCCAUUUGUAUCUGUUUUUGAAAAAUCGCUCGGUGACGGUAGAAAAACACUAGAACGUGACAUACAACAAACGAUUCAGCUGGCAAUCUGGAAGGACACUAAUAUCAAUGCUCUUAGAGAAAGCGCACGUCGCUCCCACAACAAGUUGUUCAAGGUUGUGAGAAAGUAUCGCAGUCUUCUCAGCCAAUCCUCAGAGAGCUUAUUGUCGAAGGGACUCUCUAGCCUUCCGGAUAAAGCAGAAUCAUUCUCAGAUAAUCGUGUGACACUACCCAAUCCAGUUUCACCCGUUGCCCUUCGUGUGUGUCAUGAAAAUAUUCAAUCAUGGAGUCAGAAGCCCAUGCGAUUCACAGAUCCUGAUGCUGCAGUCAGGAGCAUGCAGCGUGUAUAUGAGAACUCUCUAAAUGGUUUACAAGCCCAUCAGGAGCUCGAUGCAUUCACUCGUGACAUAAUUGAUACCAUUGCCGAAUUUAAAUCUCAGACACCGAAGACACUCACGGAAGACAAUAAGCAUGAUGUUCAGCACCUCAAAGGUCAAAAGCGGCGGUUCUACGCAGAAAAACUGAAAGAUCUCCGAUUCAUGGGCAUUCGUUCUAAUGUUGGGACUGACAUUCUCGAAAGCCAAAGAUCGGUUGCGUCCGUCCUUUCCUCUACACUCCCUCUCACAAUUUCUGCUGGCUUGUCUCAUGUUAAAAGCGCAGACUCCUACUUUCAUAAAUUUUUGGAUCUAGUGCCUCGUGUUCGCAUUUCAUCUGUCGAGUACUCUGAAGAUCUUAGCAACGUUGAGGCUACUAGAAGUGCGGGGUUCAUAGAAGGUCUUCUACAUUGGGCUUUGAAGCAAAGGGAAACUCUAUCAUUAAGAUUAGAGAACUUAACUGCGGUUGAACUCACGCUGCAGCAAAUGAGGAACGUAUCCGAUCUUCGCAGCUCCCUCUUGCCAAAUAGCGACUACCUCCUCUCCGAUCGUCGUGAUCUCCGAGGAACGCUCCGGUGGCUUUCUACCAUCCUUGGUGUUUGCAAUUCAACGCUUCAAAUCCAUGGAUAUUUUGCGGGAAUUGGUUCGUCGGAAGUCCUGGAGGCAUUGAAUGAUUGGAAAAUCCGCUUGAACAACCUACUUGUCUCAAUCGAAGAUCUAAAAAUUCUACCCCCGGGAUUGUCUACCGGCACCCACGAAAAACUAUUUUCAAGUGUUCGGAUGUUAGUUUCAAACGUGAGAGCCGAUAUACUAAAAUGGAUUGACGUGCAUCCUGAGUUGAACUUUGCUCUGGAACAGAUACUUCCAUGGACUGAAUUGGGAGUCACAGCAAGCACACGGGAAGCCAAUGGCCAAAUUAAUAUUUCACUUGAAGAGUUUGACUCUUCCCUCUUCACAGUGAUGGACAAAAUUUUUGUUGUGAUGCAAAAAAUUAGUUCGUCCUUGUCCACCGCCCCUCCUUCAAAGGAUAUUCCCGCCUGGCUAGUGAAAACCGAACAAGUUAUAUCGAAAGCAUGUGCAGAGCUCCACAUGGCUGAUAUUGUUGACGACAUACGAUGUGUUCUAGCCCGGAUUCGGCAUGUAUCGGAGAAGGAUUCGAAUUCUCUUGCUGUUGUUGGCGCAGCGAUAUCAGCAAUCAUGCCAAUUGCCGAACAAUACCAGUCAAUAUGUACUGAUAUCCUCCACCGGUAUUCUGCACUACACCGAGAAACGUGCAAAAUGUCAUAUCUCUUAGCGAAGUCGUUUAACCAGAUUGCGUCGGAAGGUUUCUGUGCUCCUCCUGAGAACGCUGGAGAGCACGGUAAGUCUGACAAGUUGGAGACUGGGACUGGACUUGGCGAUGGAGAAGGUGCUGAGGAUAUUAGCAAAGACGUUCAAGAUGACGAGGACUUGGCUGACCUGGCUCAAGAAAAACAACAAAUGGAUGGAGACAAAGAGGAUAAGGACACAGGAGUUGAUGCUGUCAAUAUGGACCAAGAGGAUCUUGAGGCGGACAGGAGUGAUUUUGAUGAUGAAAUAGAAAAAGAUGACGGAAGUUUUUCAGACAAAGAAGAUGAGGAUGACAUGGACCUUGAUGAAGAAACCGGUAGUGUUGAUAGACUAGACGCAUCCGCAGUUGAUGAAAAAAUGUGGGAUGGAACGAAUGAUCAAGAUCAGAAAGAUACUGAAAACGAACAAGGAAAAGGGGACGCAGAAUCAGAAGACAAAACUGCGGCGUCGGCUAACAAGAAUGAAAAAAUAAAUGAAAGUAAAAAUGGGGACGAAAGCGAAAACGAGGGAUCAGAACCUCCUGACGAUGAAGGGGAAGCUGUUGGGAGGGAGGACAUGGAUACAACCGACCCACAUGCAAAGGAAGAACCAAUUCUUGAUCUACCCGAAGACAUGGAACUCGAUGGUCAAGAUGACAAAGAUAAACAGGACACCGAUUUUGAGGAUGAUCUUGGUGAUUUGUCAGAUGAUAAUAGGAGCAACUGGGAAGGUGAACCAAAUGCUCCUGAAGAAUCUAAUGAUCACCCAGAUUUAGACUCUCAAGAGCAAGCUGAAAGUGAAACAGAGCCCGCAAACGAAGUUAAAGAAGAAAACCUCAACGGACAAGAAGGCGUUGAAUGUCACCAAGAGGAAAGCGAAACCGGGACAGAAGAAAAGGAAAGAGACGAGCUCUUGGAAUCGAAAAGGACAGAUAACCAAGCAGAUGCAGAGGAUAUCGCUCCGAGUGAGGAGGUUUCUGUCGGUCAAGGUGUCGACCAAGAUCAAAAUCAAGAGCAUGGAGACUCUGGCAAAGCAACUCAAGAACAUGGCUCCAAGGACCAGGCAGACGAGCAAAAUCUACAAGGUAGUGCUGACCAGGGCGAAGACGGCAAAGAAGCAACAAAUGUAUCUGGCGGUAGAGAUGAUGGCAAGCUAGAUGACUCCCAAACACAAGCAUUCAAAAAGCUCGGCGACAUUCUUGAGCAAUGGCACCGCCGUCAACGUCAAAUCCAGGAGGCUUCUGACCAUCAAGACACUUCCCAAAAUGAAAAUCAGGAUGCCAACAUGGAAGAUGCAGACUUUGAGCAUCUUGCGGAUGAUCAGGAUGCCGCAGACACUCAAGCGCUUGGCCAGGCAACCGAGGAACAAGCGAAAAGCCUCGAUCAAAGCAACGCCGUCGAAUCUGAUGUACGGCCGGAAGAAGGCGAAUUCCCUUCACAUGCCACAGAGCCUGAAAAUCCUCCAGCAGAACAGUCUUUAGAAGAUCGAAUGGAUUUGGACCAGCAACCAGGUCUGUCGGAGAACAAUACAUCGAGAUCAUAUGUUGCUGGUGAUAGGAUUACGGAAAAUGAUCCCACCCAUCAAGAUAGCCAAACAUCGGACUCUCAAGAGAUGGAAGACGUGGAUGCUCAUCUUUCUUCCUUUCAUGUCGGCUCAGAAUCGGCUCCGUUGACUUCUCCAGAGGAAGCCCGACGCCUAUGGUCUCACUACGAAUCAAUUACCCACGACCUGUCACUUGCGCUGACUGAACAGCUACGCUUGAUUCUCGCACCCACCCUGGCAACCAAGCUGCGAGGCGACUUUAGGACCGGGAAACGACUUAACAUUAAGCGCAUCAUUCCCUACAUCGCAUCCCAGUACAAGCGUGAUAAGAUCUGGAUGCGACGAUCCGUCCCUUCGAAGCGAAGUUACCAGAUCAUGCUUGCGGUUGACGACAGUAAAUCAAUGCUCGAAAGCGGUAGCGGACAACUUGCCUUCGAGACGCUCGCUCUUAUUACAAAGAGUCUAAGUAUGCUGGAAGCAGGGGAUCUCUGCGUUGUCAGUUUCGGGGACGAGGACCACGUCCGUGUGGCUCAUGAAUUUGGCAAAACUUUCUCUUCUGAAGCAGGCGUCCAAAUCUUCCAGCAGUUUAGCUACAAGCAAACUGGCACAAAUGUUCGAAAACUUAUCUCAGACUCAAUUGCUUUGUUCCGGGAGGCGAAAAUGAAGCGCUCCCGCUCAAGUGGGAGUGAAGACCUUUGGCAACUGGAGCUCAUCAUAUCAGAUGGAAUCUGUGAAGACCAUGAGACCAUUCGCCGACUAGUUCGACAAGCGCAAGAGGAACGAAUCAUGAUAGUAUUCAUCAUCGUCGAUGCAGUGAAGGGGAGCUCCAUCCUCGAUCUAACACAAGCGAGUUUCGAGCCUGAUGGGUCGGGGGCGGGAGAAAUGAAGUUGAAAAUGAAGAGGUACCUGGAAGGAUUUCCAUUUUCAUAUUAUCUGGUGGUUAGGGAUGUGCAGGAGUUACCGGCUAUUUUGAGUCUGGCGUUAAAACAAUGGUUUGCGGAAGUUGUCGAUGUAGCAGCUUAG
Histoplasma mississippiense is the source of this 14592-nucleotide messenger RNA. RefSeq lists its product as hypothetical. Gene Ontology annotation, cellular component: nucleus; preribosome, large subunit precursor. The coding region runs from base 1 to 14592 and encodes 4863 amino acids. The record is from RefSeq and is a predicted model, not a curated record. Gene Ontology annotation, molecular function: ATP hydrolysis activity; ATP binding. Gene Ontology annotation, biological process: rRNA processing; ribosomal large subunit assembly. The transcript has 4 exons. Lineage: Eukaryota; Fungi; Ascomycota; Eurotiomycetes; Onygenales; Ajellomycetaceae.